Molecule: messenger RNA, 495 nt
Organism: Anoplophora glabripennis (Asian longhorned beetle)
Lineage: Eukaryota; Metazoa; Arthropoda; Insecta; Coleoptera; Cerambycidae
Exons: 2
Coding region: 1-495 (164 amino acids)
Molecular function (GO): sequence-specific DNA binding
Source: RefSeq, a predicted model, not a curated record
AUGGAGGAGUACAUUGUUCCGUUAAAACCGAAAAAGUGCUGUGUACCGAACUGUUUAAAUAGAAGCAGUAAGAGACAUCGUUUUCCGAAAAGUGAUAUCGAUCUUUUUAAAACAUGGCUUCAAAUUAUUAAACCUGUAGAUUGUGAUGAACUCACAAUCGAACAGAUAUACAAUAGAUGUUAUGUUUGUGAAGACCAUUUUUCCUCUGAAUGUUUUGUUCCUGGAACGCGUAGAGGUCUUACAAGAAAUGCAGUGCCUACACUUUUAAUCCCAGCAUAUUCAGGAUUUAAGGACAUUUCGGGAGAAGUAUUGUCUAUUAAUAUAUCCACUACUACCAGCUCUACAUCAUCCGAAAUGUUAACACCGUCCACUGCAGUUAAGUCUUCCGUUUAUGUAUCAGAUGCAGAAAUGGCUGGACCAUCAACUAGGUCACCUACUCCUGGGCCAUUAAGCUUCACUGAAAUACCUGCUUUAUCCAAAGAAGGUAAACUAUAA